Molecule: messenger RNA, 3091 nt
Organism: Felis catus (domestic cat)
Lineage: Eukaryota; Metazoa; Chordata; Mammalia; Carnivora; Felidae
Product: putative protein ZNF720
Exons: 5
Coding region: 379-762 (127 amino acids)
Biological process (GO): regulation of DNA-templated transcription
Source: RefSeq, a predicted model, not a curated record
UAAGUGCAGGCUUUUGCUCAAGGAGAGGUAACAGGGUCUCCUCUACGUGAGUGUGGGAGGAUUAGGUCUGCGCAGCACACUGCUCCUAUGCUGUAGCAGAAUUUGCGGGUGCCUGUGGGAGUGGAAGCCACUGAAACUAUAGAAGAAAAACUCAGAAUUGGGCUCCAAGUACAUAGUCUCCGUUUCUGAAAAGCUCCUGACACCAAAAACUAGGAAGUUUUGUGUUCUGCAUUCCAAAGUCCUGCCUACCAGUGAGCACUUUUCUUUUGAAGACGUUCUGUUGGUGCCUUUAAGGGCAUUUUCUCCUAAUGAAUGUGUGAUUUGUUCACAAAUACCUUCUGAGAAAGAAAUCUAGAGGACAAGGGGAAAGAAGAAGAAAUGGCCAGCUCUCAGGAGACUGUGUCCACAGGGUGUUUUGCCAGAAGUAGAAGGAAGAAGUUAAGUAAAAUGAGGGAGUAUAGUCAUUGGGUACAAGCAGGGACUCCUGACCUUCAGGGAUGUGGCCAUAGAAUUCUCUCAGGAGGAAUGGGGAUGCUUGAACCACAGUCAGCGGGAGCUGUACAGGGAUGUGAUGUUAGAGACCUAUGGACACCUCCUCUUCUUGGGUCUCAUUGUGUCAAAACCAGACCUGGUCAUCGUUUUGGAGCAAGAGGAGGAGCUGUGGGGUGUGAAGAGAAAGGAGACAGUAGCCUCACGCUCAGAGGGAAGACUUUUGUCACUGUGUUGUCAUGGAGUGUCAGGGAGAGUGGGCAGCUGUUGUAGGCAAGUGUCCUAAACGUUCUUUGUCUUUUCACUGUGGCUCUUCUUCCUUUGUACUUGUCUGGGUGUGCUGUAUUCUCCUAAUGGAUUCUGGAGCCCUCAAAAACUCCUUUGGUCCAUUUGUGUCUCCAAGGAGGAGCAAAGUCCUGGUGCUUCCUAUUUCUUCAUUCUGCUGAUGUCCUAUCAUGGAUAUUACUUUUGCACAUUAGCAUACUUACAUAUAUGCAAUGUAGUAAGUGUGAUGACUUCUUUUGUAUCUUAGUUGUGUCUUCCCGUAACACCCUAGGCUUGUUGGUCGACAACCAAGAAGAGUCCUUUGGUACAGUGAUAUGGGAAAAAGUAGACACUGUGGCCUUGAGUAUUUAAACUUAAGGGAUGAUGGGGAAGGUGAUGGGGUGUAGGGAAAUGCCGAAUGUUUAUUAUGAUGGAUACGACCAAACGGGCACAACUACUGGUAACGAAAUGCUACUGCUAGAAGAGAUCAAGGAUAAAAAACCUUCUGGGGAAAACCUCACCUUAACUCAUUAUAUUUGGAGAACAAUGUCUUUGGAGCAAAAGUCAAAAAUCCAGUUUUUAAAGAUACAUAUUCUCUGGAAGGACAUUUGGGAGUUCUGAAAAGUCACCUAGCCCAUACUGAAAGUAUUCCAAAUAUAAAAUUGGAUUAACCACUCACUGAAACAAUUCUGUGAGUUAGACAUUUGAAAAGGGAGAUAAAAAUUCUAAAUGUGAUUGAUUUGAGAAGUCCUGCUUGGAGGUCUCAUUAUUCUUCCACCAACAUGUAAUCCCCCUGUUCCCAAGACUCUGAUUUUGAUAAACACAGGAGGGUUUUAUCCAAACAUCACUGUUCAAUAGUUACAACACAACACUUGAUUUGGAGCAACUAUUUAUGUGUGUGUUGUUACAAAGGCCUUUAGUUGAGGACUCUAGCUUCUGUAAUUACUGAGGUGUUUAUGGUGGAGACAGAAGUUACAAAAGCAAUGACUGUGGGGAAAACAUGAAUUGAGGGUGAAAUGCUAACAAGCAUGAGAGAACUCCAUCUCCAGAGAACCAGUAUAAAAGUAAGAAAUGUGAGAAAGUCUUCUAUGUAAGCUCGAAUCUUCUUGUACAUCAUUGUAUCCUGACCAGAGAGAAGACUUAAAAAUGUAGAUUCUGAGGACCCUGAUCACUUAGAGAUGUAAUUUUGUGGUAGAGUUUUCUCUUACAGUCUAAUUAAUUACUAAGCACUAAGCAGUAUCCUUUAAAUUAUGAUAGUUGCAUACCUACAUGGAUUAAAACACUGCAAAACGAAUUUUAAAAAGUGUAGUAACUCUGGGACAGCUUUUAACUAGUCUUCAAAACUCACUCAACAGCAGAGAUUUCAUAAUGGGAAGAAAUCUAACAAAUUUAUACAAGGAGGCAAAGUCCUUACCACUCAAAACUUAUCAACCUAAGGAGAUACAUAUUGGGGAGAAGGCUAAAUAAAAAUAUUUAAAUAUGAGCAAAAUUGUUAAGCCCAACUACAAACUUUCUGAACCUCAGGGAGAGCACACUGAAUGAAACCCUACAAAUACAAAGGAUGUGGUGAAGCAUUUAGUUUGUAAGCAAAACUAUUCAACAUGAGAUAAUACGUCCUGGGGAGAUGACUUACAAAUGUCAAGAAUAUUGGCAGUCUUGACCUGAACUGAACCCUUACGUAACAUCAGAGAAAACAUACUGGAUGGAAACCCUAGAAAUGUAAUGAAUGAGGAAGGACUUUUGGUUUUAACAUACACUUCAGUAAAUACCAGUGUCUUUAUAAAGGAUAAACACUUUACAGAUGUAGACAUUUGGCAAACUAUGGAAUAAAAAGGCAAAUCUAAGAAAGUCAGAGAAUUCACAGCAGGAGGCAAUAAGUCAGUACCACUUUUCACACAUGAUUCUAAAUCAGAGGGUUUAGAGGAAAACCCAAAGUUUAAACACCGAGAACACUUAUGUCAGUGUGGGCGUAUCGGGCCCUAAACCCCCCUCCCAAUGGAAAAUCUGUGGGUAUCUCGGAGUCUCCAGAGCUUAAAACCAUACCUACUUUUCCAUGGAAAUAGCUUAUUGUUGACCUGAAGCCUUACCUAGAACAUUGCUGGUGAAUCAUCCCAUUCUUUUCUUUGUUGUCUGUAUUAUAAGUGGUAUUGUUACAAUUAAGUAAGCUUGAGAAAACAAAAGAUUAAGGAACCUAUAAUGAAAACAUAUUUACAGUAGUGCAUUGGAUUUAUAUUUAAAAUAAUCUCUGUAUAAAUGGAUGCACACUGUUUGGACCCAUGUUCUUGAAUGGUCAGCUAUAUUUUGGAGAUGCCUGAAAGGAUCAAGGGGUAAUGGAAAU